This is a messenger RNA of Plasmodium gonderi, 879 nucleotides long. RefSeq lists its product as hypothetical. The coding region runs from base 1 to 879 and encodes 292 amino acids. The record is from RefSeq and is a predicted model, not a curated record. Lineage: Eukaryota; Apicomplexa; Aconoidasida; Haemosporida; Plasmodiidae. Gene Ontology annotation, molecular function: RNA binding. The transcript has 5 exons.
AUGAAUUAUUCUGAGAUAGAUGAAGAUGACGAAGAUUUAUAUGAAGGGUUAGAGGUCGACAAUUUGCUACAGGGAUCAAACGAAAAAAGAGCCGAUGAAAAAAAAAAGGAAGUCGAGAAAGCUAUCGUUAAGCCAAAAGAACAAUUUUUUGAAAAAUCGAGAAAAAGUUUAUAUAAAAAAUUAAGUGGUGCCAAGGUUGUGUACACAAAAAAGGAACCAUGUCUAUUCCUAGGAGCUCCUCAAGCAAGUGAAGACAUUGAUGAGAGAGAACACAAAAUUGAAUAUUUAUUAUUAGUAAAUUUGUUAUAUUUUAUAAAUGAUAUAGUAAUUAAAAGCUUUUGUGAACAAAUUGGGAAAGUGAAAAGAGUCAUAAUACUAGAAGAUGAAAAACAUGGGAAAUCAUUAGGUAUGUGUAUAGUUGAAUUUUACAUUUUAGAGUCAACACAAAAUAAUUAUGUUGCAUAUUUGAAAGAAAAACUAAAGGUAGAUGUUAGAAAAUUAAGCUCUAAUUUAGUAGAACUAAUAAAAUCAGAUGAAUUAUAUAGCUAUGGAGGCUAUUUGAAUAAUAACAUUAUUGAAUUAAUAAAAAAAGAUAAUUCAGAUGUACUACAUACAACAGAAAAUAUUCAGGACGCAUUAAAUAAGUCAUUAAACUUAAACAAGCAUCCAAUUUUUAGUUGGUUUAAUACUAGCAUGAAAGACGUUCUUAAUACUUAUGUUAAAUCGGAGUUAAAGAAAAAAAAAAAAAAAAAUUCCAAUAUAAAUGAUUACAUGGAUAGGAAAAAUGAAAGUGACUCUGAUUCAGAAAGUGACAUAUCUACGCAUAUUAUAGAUUACGUGUCUAAAAAGGGCAAAUUCACAUCUUAUAGUAAGUUGUAG